GAUUUGUAUUUUUUCUUCAAAAAUACAGAUUUGAAUUUAAAGAUCUGAGAACAGACAUUUUUGCACAGCGUGAUUUUAGAAGUAAAACUUGUUUUUCUAUUCUACUAGCAUUGUUUUUUUUUUUUUUGGUUUACAGAAAUUGACAUUUGGCAUUGUGCAUGGGAACGAGAUUUUUUUUUAAAGACUAAUUGAAAUGUUUUUCAAUUAUUUAUACAUUUUUUUAUUUAAAUGCAUGAUGUGGCUUAGCAUUCAAUUAUUUUUACACUUAAUAUAGGACCUUGUUUCUGUGUAAGGAGCCUUUUUUACGUUUUUAAAAACUAUUUCAACUGUUUCAUUUUUUUUGUUUGUUUGUUUUAAAUUUAAUUGAAUUAAUUCUAGUUUAUUUGUUUUGGAUUUAUUUUGCUCUUCUGUUUAUUUAAUUGUAUAUAUUCUGUAUUUUGUUUCUUUUACAUGUAUUUAAACCACUUUUUAAAAUUUAGUUGUGACUAUUUUUCUUUUUAACUUUGUAGUUUUAUUUUAUUUUUUUAUUAAUUUUGUAGCGCAUAUUACAGCGCACAGGACCGUUUUCUGCGUUAAAAAGCAAUUUACAACCUGCAUUUCUAUUUAUUUUUUAUUUUAAUUUGAUUAUUUGAUUAUUUGCUGGAUAAGCCCCUCAGCGCGCGCUGCCUGCACAGUGCUGUCUGCAGCUGUCAGAGCUCGCGCCCCUCCCCUCAGUGCGCACGCGCGGAGCCGCGCGGGGAGGGAAAUUUAAAAAACGGUUUUUGGGGCUCGAGCGCUUCGAGAGCAACGGCGGAGCUGAGAGAGACCGCGGACACAGAGCGGGAAAUGAUAGAAGGGGCUUUUCCAGAAAGGAUGGCAGGACUGAUGGAAACUUCAGCUCAGGACUAUAGGCUGUUGACCACAGAUCCGUCUCAGCUGAAUAAAGAUGAGCUCCCUGGUGACCUGCAGUCCCUGUCCUGGCUGACUUCAGUGGACGUCCCCCGGCUGCAGCAGAUCGGCCCGGGACGAUCAGACUUCAGCGCCUCGCUUCAGAACAGCAUGCUGGAGCAGCAGACAGCCCAACUAAAUAACAUGACUGUAGCAGCAGGAGGAGCAGCUUCCAUGAUCCACCUGCAGAGCAACAUGCAGCACAGCCCUCUGGGAAUGAACAGCAUGCCUCAGUUUUCUCCUGGGUUCCCGUGUCCGGCCUCUGUAUACCAGGCCUCUUCUCAGCAGGUGCUGACCUUUUCCCAGGCCAGCCAGCAGUGUUCUCCUGGAGGACUGUAUGCUGGUUACAGCAGUCAGAGCCUGUUCCCCCAGCAGCGUAUCCCUCCACACAGCCAAGACCUGCAGCCCAAGACCUUCCCUAAACCCAUCUACUCCUACAGUUGUCUGAUAGCGAUGGCUCUGAAGAACAGUAAAACAGGCAGCCUCCCCGUCAGCGAGAUCUACAGCUUCAUGAAAGAGCACUUUCCAUACUUUAAGACAGCUCCAGACGGCUGGAAGAACUCGGUGCGGCACAACCUGUCCCUGAAUAAGUGCUUUGAGAAGGUGGAGAAUAAGAUGAGCGGAUCCUCGCGGAAGGGCUGCCUGUGGGCUCUGAACCCCGCCAAGAUAGAUAAGAUGGAGGAGGAGAUGCAGAAAUGGAAACGCAAAGAUCUGCCAGCUAUCCGCCGCAGCAUGGCUAACCCAGAUGAAUUAGAUAAGCUGAUAACGGACCGGCCGGAGAGCUGCCGCAGGAAACCGCUGGACCCUGGAAUGACCCACAUACCCAGCUGCCCCCCGGGGGCGGCGCUGCCCAUCCCUGCCCAGCAGCUGCAGCCGCAGUCGGUCGUUACGCUGUCUCUGCCCUGUCUGCCCAUCCACCAGCAGCUCCAUCUGCAGCUCCACGGCCAGUCCCGCCUCGCCCCGGCGUCCCCCGCCCCGGCCCAGACCCCCCCGCUCCACACCGUACCAGACCUCGCCCACAGCCCCCUCCCCCAGCACCCCCCCGCCAAGCACCAGCACCCGGACCUCUACCCUGUCCACAACGACACCCAUUCAGAGGUCGACACCCUCGACCCCAGCAUCAUGGACUUCGCCCUGCAAGGAAACUUAUGGGACGAGAUGAAGGACGACAGCUUUAACCUGGACGCUCUGGGCGGGUUCAGUAACUCUCCUCUCCGUCUGUCCGACUGCGACCUGGAGACCAUGAAUCUGACGCCAGCGUCCAGCGCAGCCGCUCUCCCGUACUCAGACCUGCAGGUGACCAGCGUCUACACCUCCUACAGCUCACUGGACGGCCUCUCCAACCAGUACAUCAGCACACAGGGCUCCAGCAAACCCAUCAUCCUGCACUAGAGCUCCCUAAACACCAUCCAACAUCCAGCUUUACUCCAAAACAGCGGCCAUGAAUCACUGAGGCUUUUUUACUAAAGCCGCCGAGAAAAACACAGACGAGAUGAUUUAUCUGGACGGCUUUUAUCUGCAGUGAUGCAUCAUGGGAUCAGCACUACUUUGCCAGUGAGAUGGAGAUGGAAACUUUUAAAAAUUAAAAAAAAAUGAUGCAAAAAAAAGAAAAUGCGGAACUUUAAAUCUAUAAAGUCUGCUGUCAAUGGUUUCUAUAUGACUGAUGUACAUAAAGACCAUACAAACAUUACAAACUGAUUUUUUGAUAAAGAACAAAGAACAUUUUCCGUUUUUUCCCUGGAAGACUGGUGAUGUUUUUAUAUGCUAUAACUGUUAGCUGUAAUUUUCACUGGCAGAUCCAAACACAGCGAAUUACAAGCAUUAUAAGGAGUGUUAACAGUGCAUGGACGCUUUACAGCCUGCUCUAUAAGCGGGAUCAGCUGUUCCUAUUUUUCAGUGUUCGCAUGUUAGUGUUGUAAUUUGUUGUGUAGUUCGUGUGUCUUUUGUUUCAUUGUGAUAGAAGGUGAAUCAACUUUGUAAUUAUUGUUUAUUAUUUAUAUUUAUAAAUGAGAUUGGGGUACAAGUGACUUGGUUUAUUGUACAUAACUUAAAACUUUCAGGUUCUAA
Messenger RNA from Astyanax mexicanus (Mexican tetra), 2994 nucleotides. RefSeq names its product forkhead box N4 (gene foxn4). The transcript has 10 exons. The record is from RefSeq and is a predicted model, not a curated record. Bases 826 to 2319 code for a protein of 497 amino acids. Lineage: Eukaryota; Metazoa; Chordata; Actinopteri; Characiformes; Acestrorhamphidae. Gene Ontology annotation, molecular function: transcription cis-regulatory region binding; DNA-binding transcription factor activity, RNA polymerase II-specific. Gene Ontology annotation, biological process: regulation of transcription by RNA polymerase II.